Messenger RNA from Gaeumannomyces tritici R3-111a-1, 2624 nucleotides. RefSeq names its product 6-phosphofructo-2-kinase/fructose-2,6-bisphosphatase. Gene Ontology annotation, biological process: fructose metabolic process; fructose 2,6-bisphosphate metabolic process. The coding region runs from base 516 to 2258 and encodes 580 amino acids. Gene Ontology annotation, cellular component: cytosol. The record is from RefSeq and is a predicted model, not a curated record. Gene Ontology annotation, molecular function: 6-phosphofructo-2-kinase activity; fructose-2,6-bisphosphate 2-phosphatase activity; ATP binding. The transcript is spliced from 7 exons. NCBI's taxonomy places the organism in Eukaryota, Fungi, Ascomycota, Sordariomycetes, Magnaporthales, Magnaporthaceae.
CUCCGAGCGAGUCAAAGUGGACGCUUUUCCCAUAAAGUGUGACGCGGGUUUUUUUCUGCAAACCGCUCGAUAUCGCAACUCCGAUCCAUUGCUUGACUUUGCUCCUGCCUUCCAUCUCCAGCCUCGGCUCCCGUCCCUUCGAGCAGUUCCCGACUCCCUAAGGCCGUAUGCAGCCAGCCAGCCCAGCCCACUUUGGUACCUAUAGGUAGCCCCACGCGGACUGACGUGCGUCACAUCGCAGUCAACACCCACCCACGCCUGCCCGCUUAUCUUAGGCCUGAGGACCCGGGCAGCGAGGCUGAUCUCCAUCCUCCUCCACCUAAAAUCUCUCAUCCGCAAAAUAGCAGUAUAUAGCAGAGCCUCGCUGGCUCCAUCCCUAGCAGCUGCCCGAGAAAAGGGGCUGCGACUUGGCAGCGUGCAGGGUCGGCACUUAUACGUAUACGCCGCUUGGAGUAUUUUGGCCCCGCCAAGUCUUCGUUUGACGACCGACUUUUCCGCUGCGUGAAUCCGACACGAUGGAUACUCUCCUCACCGCCGAGAUCGCGGCCAACGCGCCCCGGUACCGCCGCAAGAGCUCGACUUUCAUCGAUGGCAUCCACGAUGUGCCCGAAAAGGGAAGCCUGGCGCCUGCACAGCUCUACAGCACCAUGUCCGGCCGGCUUUUCCAUUCGGGCCGUAUCGCCAUCGUGAUGGUCGGUCUUCCUGCCCGUGGCAAGACCCAUAUCUGCGUGUCCAUGGCCCGCUACCUAUCAUGGCUUGGAGUGAAGUCUCGGAUCUUCCACCUGGGCGACUACCGGCGCGCCACCGUCGGCCCUGGCGGCUCCGUCCCGGAGGAUUACUUCUUUCCCAACGCCAGCCCGAGGUCAGUCCUUCUUCGGCAAAAGAUCCUCAAAAAGUGCAGAGAUGACAUCUACUCGUGGCUCAACCACGAAAACGGCCAAGUUGCAAUCUAUGAUGCCGUCAACCCUACCUCGAGUGGCCGACGGUCGCUCGCGAAGGAGUUUGCUGGGCGUGAUAUCCAGACGCUAUUUCUGGAGUCCUUUGUUGAUGAUGAGCGAAUUUUGACGGAGAAUGCGCGGAACGUCAAAAUCUCAUCUCCUGAUUUCGCGGGGAUGGACCCUGACGAGGCCGCCCGCUCUUACCUGCGGCGGAUCGACAUGAAGAUCCCCGUGUUCGAAACGAUGCAGGAAACUGAGCUCAACUACGUGCGGAUGAUCAACGCGGGCCGCAAAUUCUUCUACAACAAUGUGUCCUUUAACUACCUCGCGCACCGCAUCGUCUUCUACCUAACCAAUCUGCACAUCAAGUCCCGCACCACCUUCUUCGUCCGGGCUGGGACGGGGAGCGAAGAGGACUCGUCCAAGAACGACUGCCCGCUUUCAGAGGAAGGGGUCGCGUUCGCGACAAAGAUGACCGAGGUCCUCAUCCAGCACCGCGAGCAAGAGCACGAGCAGCUCGUGACUCGCGACGGAGGCAAGCCCUCGCCCAUGCGGCCUCUCACAAUCUGGACGUCGACGCGGCUACGCACCAUACAGACGGCCCAGUUCCUCGAGGCGAAGGGGUACUCGGUCAGACAGCGCUCGCAGAUGCGCCAGAUCAACCCGGGCGUGUGUGAGAAGAUGUCGGCGCGUGCCAUCCGCGCCUUGUACCCGGACGAGGUCAUCAAGCACGAUCAGGAUCCCUACCACCACCGGUACCCUCGCGCCGAGUCGUACCACGACCUCGCCGUCCGGCUCGAGCCUAUCAUUCUGGAGCUGGAGCGCGAGCAAAACGACCUGCUCAUCAUCGCGCACGAGUCGGUGCUGAGGGUGCUGUACGGUUACCAGAUGCACUGCAGCGCCAUGGAGAUCCCGACGCUCAAGUUCCCGCGCGACGAGAUCAUCGAGAUCAUACCCGCGGCCUAUCAGAACGAGGCCAAGCGGAUCCACAUCCCCGGGCUGGACCCGCGCAUCGUGCCCGGGAGCCCCGAGGACAUACGCCUGGCCCAGCACUACGGCACCGGCGGCAGCGUACCCGGCAGCGGGGCCCUGACGCCCAUCGGCGCCCUCUCUCUGCCGCCGCCCGAGCUGGACGCCGAGGAGCAACAACAGCUGCCGCAGCCCGAGUUCGACACACGCGGCCGCGGCGCGGCCGGCCAGCAGUCCUCCGUGCUGGCCGAGGCGUCUCCGCCUGGUUCGUCGCCCGUCCAGCGCCCGCCGGCCAAGGUGCUCAAUACGUCUGCGGACGCCGUCAAGGACAAGCUUGCGGACGAGGACUGAGGAAGGGUCGCGGUUUUUGCUGUAGGGGGAUGGUGAGGCGGCCCCAUCUUGGGCACACUUACCUUAUCUCUCUUUUUUGUCUCUCCUUGCUACGACAUGACAAACAAGGUAGAUAGAAACGCGUUGCUCUUGUUUUGUUUUUUUGUUACUUGGACCCCAUGCCUGUCAUGCGGGAUGCAUGGACACGACUCCCGUCGCCGUUGGUCAACCGCCGUUGGGCUGGGUCAUGACAGUUUUCCAUGCCCCUCUCUGGGCAUGGAGGCUACCCGACCAUGGGAUCGAAUAGAUUAGGUAGUAUCGAUGAAUCCAUGUUUAUGACUGUGACCACCAAAUAAAGCCCUGCUCGCAAAGACGGGGCUCAGUCUG